GAGGAGGAGAAGGUAAGAAAGGAUAUUAUAUUCUUUAUCCUCUACUGUUUUCUGUUUUGAUCUUACUGUCGACGGCCCACCAAUUUUUACUUGACUUCACAACUUGUUCUUCUCACCGAUGAACUCCGAAAGCCCCGUGCAUUAUCAUCUAUACAAACGGUUUGCUGAUGGUAGAUAUUCUGAGACUUAGUACACUUUGCUUACUGAAAUAUUGAAGAAGGCUGGAGUACCCUCUAGUCACCUAGUUAAGAUGAUCCAAGAUUUCAAUAUCACCCCAAGCUGGGCGGAUAUACCCCUUCCUCCAGGUACAGACUGCCGGCACCUUGCUCUUGCCCUUUGCUACUCUGAAGCUCGGCUUUAUGAGACUCACGCCCUACCCGUGUCAUUCUCCGGCUGUUUCGCAAAGAGGGAUACUUCGACAUUCGAACCCAGCUUUGCUGAUAUCAUUCGUUUAGGCCGUUCUCUCAACUCCUGUCAGGUGACAUUUUACAGUAUGUGUCCGCAACAUGUUCAAUUACCUAUCAAUCCAAGCUUUGCACCUUUUCCUCCUCCGCGCCAUGAAUCCUCGGCACCUCCAGCCCCUGUGCUUGACAACAGCCAAACCCGAAAGCGCCUUCUUUUCCCAUCAGACAGACCCAUCUUAGCGCCGCGUGCGAUACAACCCCGACCAACGACCAGUACAGCUUCGUUCAGUAGUGAGAGUGGUGCGUCAGCCCUGUUGUCCCCAGGUUCGGAGAGCAUGCCAUCCCGAGGGGAACCACCACGCAAGCGCGGUCGACCCAGCAAAGCCGAAUCAGAGAGACGAAGAGCAGCCGCUGAAGCUCGCGGAGAAACCUAUCCACCUCCGAGGCGAACUGGUUCUAGCAAAAUGAAAGCUCCUUCUACACCAACCAGUCCCUCAAACAUAGAACCUCUGGCUGCCUCGUUCAUUCCUCAUGCUAGUGGCAGUCGACACCCAGGUGUACUACGAUCUGAUCUGCAUUACGUACCCCCGCCCGGAAGACCGCCGAGACUUUCAGGACCAAAUGAAAAUCAGGGGAUGAGGGAUAUGCCCCAUCGUGACAUAGGGCCUCCAGUGAGAGACUUGCCACGACCAGCGGAAAUGAGACAGAGACUACCUUCCCCGCAAACACUACAUUCAGGCCAGAGGGAGACGAUCUCGCGCAUGGAGCCUGGGGAGCGACCCUUUGAGGCACCCCCACCAGAUCGGAUAUCUUUCGGUGAUAGCAGCCGAAGAUCUCUCCUUCAUAGAUGCCCAGAUGAACCACCUAUCUCAGGUCCGGAAGUGCCUCUGCACACUUCGGUCGAGAAACGAGCCGAAUGACCUUCAAUACUCUGGGUACCCGAUCAUUUAAGUUCGCUAGUUUAAAAGGCUAUUGAGACAUGAUGAAUGAAUUACACUGUCGGUUAUGACAUAGAUAGCAUUGAUUUGAACACACAAAUCUCACUUAUUAUGACCUGUGAUGAGUUACUAAAAAUGAAGGCUACGAGCAGCAUGCACCACCGCACUUGCUUUCUUCUUUGUUUCAAUUCCUUUUGCUUCAAAUUCUGUGGGUGAGUUAACGAACUCAGCAACGCAUUCCUUGGAUAUCUCUUCAUUUUUAUCGUCAUGUCUGAGCUGGCAAGCCUGAUAUAUCAUUACAGGUCUAGCCAGUAAACCUGACUUUUGUCCUGUAUGUGUUUCUGGUUCAUAGAACUGGUAUAAGGAAAGUCAACACCUUGUCACUCGCAAACGAGCCCUGGGGAUAACUUAAUACUAUUAUAUUCCGUUCAUUUCAAGUGCUGAUGCCGAUGCUCCUUAACAAACUGAGUUGAUAUGAAUAUCACGCUUUUUUAUCCCGUGAUUUU
Messenger RNA from Aspergillus pseudonomiae, 1848 nucleotides. Its product is annotated as putative AT DNA binding protein. The transcript has a single exon. Lineage: Eukaryota; Fungi; Ascomycota; Eurotiomycetes; Eurotiales; Aspergillaceae. Bases 251 to 1324 code for a protein of 357 amino acids. The record is from RefSeq and is a predicted model, not a curated record.